Porites lobata is the source of this 16611-nucleotide messenger RNA. NCBI's taxonomy places the organism in Eukaryota, Metazoa, Cnidaria, Anthozoa, Scleractinia, Poritidae. The record is from the annotation of a GenBank genome assembly.
AAAAGACCCUGGGAACGACUCCAAUUCUGCCUUGCGUUUCCUUGCGUGACCUCUCAGUUUUGCAGAGCAGUCCAACGUUUACUCUCACACAAAGAAUCAGACUUAAAGGAAACCCCAGCCUCACUGCAGGAACAUUAUCGCUUAUCACCCAGUGGUUCCAAGUUUUGAGCCGCGAUAGUUUGCGUAUCGCGUGACUGGCACUGUGAUUUACUUCCGUGAGUUGCAACAUGAGGGACAAUAACUGCACCUUGUUUAACGACCAGCAGCAUUAUUGUGUAAGUGAGUCUGGAAGUGGACUUAAGUUUUCAGUCAACUCUACAAGAAGUUAACUAAUCAAUGUGUACUUAGCUCGAUAUAGACAGUUUCAAGACAUAUUUCAAACACAGACAAGUACAUGAAAAAAAAUGUCACUUGCUUAUUCCUGCGCUCAGCGCUCGUGGACCCAACAUCUUACUGAACUUGAUGGAUGGAUAUAAUCGGUUUUAUUUAUAUGUGAUUAUUCACAAAGGUUUCCCAUCACUGUGAAUAUGCAAAAAAAAUGUACUUGAUUUUAAAUUUCAGACGGCGAUUUAUGCUGUGAAGCAAAUUGUUUCAUCACUGGAACUUGUCGGAAGGUCGGUAAACCGAUAUUCUGUGCAUGUAUGCAUCUAUUUUUUUUUAAUCUCUGAUAUCACUUUCAUUAAUAUCUCGGCAAGAUCGUGAUCCUAUUUCGCAAGUAGACAUCCCUAAAAACAAACCAAAUGGUUGGCGUGGUGCUGUUUUCCUUUCGUGUUUUACGUGCUUCGCAUUCUGGUGCUUUCAGACAGUAAUAACAUGUUAUUGACCAUUUCCCCUAGGCGCAUUGUCUGCAUUCAUCUAAACCGAACAUGCUGUAACGUGAAAAUAAAAUAAAACUCUUGGAAAAUUUGAAGAAUGGAAAAAUUGGCACAUCGGCUCUAUUUUGCAUCCCAGUCGCGUUAUCGUUUGCUCAGGGAUACCCAAAGACGGUUUCUUCCUAAGUGCAUUGUAAACACUUUUUAGGCAACCUAUAGUACUUUUAGAUAUCUAUAGAAAUACAUUCUAAUCGGCGCUAUAAGGGCAACUUGAGUCUUUUCGAAAUUAUCAGGGAUUCGGUAUUAUUUUCCCUAAAACUUAACAUGCAAUUUAAGGUUUUAAGAAAGUGAGAAUUGUUCUGAUUCCUCUUUCCAUCGCAUUUUCGAAUCAGAAAAUUUUAUGUUUCCUGUUUCUGCGAAAAAUAGCUUAAUUUGGGGAGUGAAAUGCGAAAAAUUAAACUUCAGAAAAUCGUAGGGGAAUUUAUUAGACAAGGUUCGAAAGUUGUAGAUGAAUGGAACGGUCAUCUAGAAGAUUCUAGAAAUUCUUAGCCCUCCUGAAGGUACAGAAAAUUCUAAGCAAUUUUUGCUUCUCCGAACAGAAAUUUUACGAGAAAAAUGUAGUUUGGUGCCCCUCUUUGCUGAACACUUUUGUCAGAAAAAGACAGUACUCUCUUACAUGCUCUUACCUAAAGUAACUUGAGCUGGCUGCUUACGACUAGGCUGAUUUUGCAACAAAACGGGAACGUCAGUUGACGACGGCGCACGCAAAUCAAAUAACUGGUUUGACGGUUUGACCAAUCGCAGAGCAACAAAUUGAGCACCGGAAGUAGUGUUUAGUCCUUUCCGCGCGCUUUCCGUCGUCAACUGACGUUCCGGUUCUGUUGCUAAAUCAGCCUAAUGGCAGUUUCCCAGACAGCCGUGAUACGAAACGGAUGUGCAAAAUAUUAAAAAUAUUGAUGAUGAUAAUCAUAAUCUUGAGGAGGAAACUAACAUGUUGUGCCAAUGAUUUUGUUUUGUUGAACCGUUUCUAGCUUGUUUAUAAUAUUUGUUAUUUGGCUGUUCAAGACGUACAAGUACUUCAACCAGGUUGGUUUUGUUUUUUAUGGCUGUAAAUUAAAAUUUAAGAAUUUACAGCUUUGUGCUAACUAAAUCAUAAUUCAAUAUUAAUACAUACCUCUAUCGAUGAAAAAAAUGAGGAUCGGUAACUUACAAUACAGACCAAGAAACCAAGGUUAAUAAGAUGUUUAGUAUAUGGCUUUCUGUUAGGGGAACCAAAACAAGUGCAGGACAAGCGAUUUGACGUCAGUCAUUUGACAAACGUCAGAAAAAUAACGCUUUUUGGGCUCACGAAAACAAUAACAUAUCACAAAGGCUUUCCACUGAAAGAGAAAGCAAGAUGCGAAUGCGCCAUGUUCAAAAGGUUUAUUCAGACAAAAUUAAGAGCACUGCAAGUUUUAACGCUGGAGUUUUUUGAAAAGUGGACACUGUGUCUGGUUCGAAGUCGCUCACAUUUUUCUUACUGCAAAUGGCAAAGAAUCUUGUCAAUACGAUCAGACCCAGGUCGAAGGAAUCGCUCUAUUUGCUUUCUUUUCUCGUCUUCUAAACUGACUUCUUAUCACUGACUUUAACUCCUCAUCUUCAGUAAGAUUUACGAUUAAGUUUCUUCAUCAACUUCGUUCUGAAAUAAACACAGACUAAAAUCCUGGAAGGAUGAAGUCAGCAUCCAAGUCUUGAGGGUUUAUAGCCUGAUAUCAUGCCCUCUCCCUGUUAUCCCUAUAUGUCUCUCACGGGAAGAGGGCGUUAUUUUUUUCCCUCUCGAGCCAAAGAAACAAAGAAGCAAAAAAGAAAAAAUAACGCCUGAUCUCAGGUUAGAGGGUUUACCGACAAAUGAUAACUUUCUUUAAAUUAUUUUUUCGCGUUAAAAAGAUGUAGAGCCGCAAAAUAAGCAUUUGCUUGAGCGAGUAAGGUUAGGAGGAGUUAACUGUAUUCUAUUGAAUGUUAAGAGCGGCAAUAAUAAUGAUUAUGAUGCCUUGCUGACGAUGAUGAUGACAACUCAAACAUUCUUAUAUUUCAGCGUUUGAUCUUAGCACUUAGUGUUGCAGCCCUUGGUGAAAGUAUCAGUAUCUUGAUGGUAAGUAACAGUAACAGAUGCUCGGUUUGUUACGUGGUGUUAAGAAACUUGCCAAACUCCUGCGCCAUCGGAAUUGAUAAAGAACUUUGGGCUUCGACGUGCAGAACCAAAACGUAUGGGAAAAGGGCUCAGUUCGCAUUGUUCGCCCCGAAGAUUUGGAAUACAUUUCCUUUAAUAUGCGACAUUCCGGCACGGUUUAUUAUUUACGAGGAGAUUAAAAACUUUUCUUUUUUUGAUAAAUUUAUGAAGAGUAAUUGUAAAGAAUAUUAGUUUUAAUUUGCUUUCUUAGUUUUGUGAAGCGCUUCGAACAUGUUGUGGAUGUGUGCGGUAUAUAGAGAUUUAAGGGUCGAAUAAAGGUUAAAGAGCAUUAAAAAAAAAUACAUGUGGCCAACCCACUCCACAGGGCAGCAUGAAAGUCACCAUUGCUGGGACGGCUAGAGGAUUUACUGAAAAUUUGUUUGGUACUCUAGCAGAUGGCCGCUUUAAUAGAGGUUCAAUUGUAAUGGUAGUUGUAGCUGGAGCGGCAGCAGCUAGCUGAAACCGUUGACCUUCGGCAUAUCUAAUUCGCGGAACCCACAGAACCUACGGAAUCCCCCUUUAAUGUACUAAAAGCAGAAAAUACGUAGCUGAAUAUUAUGGUUUAAAGCCCUCCCCAGGGUAUGUACAUGUAUCCGUAUAUCUCUCAUCUCUUUCGUUGUUUCAUACAAAAAUGGUCACCGGUUUUGAGAAAUGAUACUGAGUCGGCCAUAGACAGUAUUCCGAUAAAAAGUUUCCAAAAGAAAAGUGCACUCCGUUAACUGCAAGCAGCCUGUACUACAAUUCAGUUCGUCCUUAAUGACCACAUGGCUGAUAGCAGGCAAACUGUUAGAGACUGUAAACCAGAAAUCAAGUCAAGCGUUCCGCUCACUUUCUUCUUUCGGCUUUUCUGCAUUGUGGCCAGCCACCGACACUAAGGGCCUGUUUACAUGGAGGUGGGGGACCCCAGAUAGGUGAGGUAAUAGGGAGCUUAAGCAACAACGAAGGCGACGGCUACGAAAACGUCACUCUAAAAGUGAAGUCGCACCGCUUUUAACUUUAUCGCGCUUAUUCCAAAACGUGAAAACAAAACGUGAAAAUAGGCAUUUUCACGUCGUAGUAGUGCAGUGACGGCAAAGAAAUGUACAAAAAAGCGUGAUACACGUACAAAGUUGUUGUUUGCCAAUCUAAACCAAUUGCUUUUUUGCCGUUCUUGUUGACGUCGCCGUCGUCGUUGCUUAAGCUCCCUAAUAUGCGGCGGGUCAAACCACGUAUCAUGUAAACGUAAUCAAAUUAAAAUGAGAGGUUAUGUGGACAGGCGGGUUACCUACUAAGGCGGGUUAGGGACGGACCAUUAGAAAAGUUAUGGGGGGGGGGGAAUUUUCGAUCCGCAGGAAUUUUUUCGUUAUCAGAUUCCUUGUAUGAACUUUUUUUAGGCCAUAGCAUGAAUAUUUUUUAGGGUUAAAUGGCUUGCAAGAAUUCUUUUCAUUUAAUUUUCCUUUGCGCGAAUUUUUUUUUUUACUUCACCCCCCCCCCCCGAUAAGUUUUCUACUGGUCCGUCCCUUACCUCACUUACCUGGGGUCCCCCACCUCCAUGUAAACAGGCCUUAAGGUGAAUAAUUGUUUUAGUGUAAAAUAAAAUAGUGAGGUAAUUGAGCACAAAAAUAAUGAGUUUUAACACAUUUAGUGUUCAAGGCAACGAUUACAAUUUUGGCACGCAAUGACUGAACGGCCGUCGCGUUUUCUCGCCGACAAAUAACACGUUUUGAAGGCAUUUGUUUAACUCUUGCGGGGAAAUUUCUUCAAAAAGAGUUAUGAAUUCUUCUUGCAUUUAUCACCAUUCUGUAAAAAGUUAUUAAAUCAAAUUUUAAGCUUAUUUAUGAACAUGUCAGCUAAAUAGAGUAACGCAAGACUUUAUUUUCAUUUGUAAACCAAAAACGUUUUCACCGGUUUCGUCGAUAAAUUCAAGUAAAACAGACAAAGCUUAACCUGUUAAAACUUAGGCCAAACCGAAUUUCGUAACCUUCUUCAAGGAAUUUAGGGAACAGCUUGUUUAAUUAUUUUUGAAAUUUCUUUAGCUUUGUUUGUUAACGACAGAAGACCGGAAAGCCAUUCUGAUCGUAACCUACGCGAGUUUGCCGUCGCUCGUCCGGAGGAACUGGAGGUGAAUCAGUGAAUAGCACUGGAUAUUCGGACUUUGAGUAGCCAAUCAGAGCGCGCCCCGUUUUAGUAUAUGCUAAAUAGGAUUAUGUCAAGAUCACGGAAGAAAAAGACGGCUUAAAUUUCUAAUAGUGGUAAAAAGAAAUCUCAACCUCGUCCCCAGGGCGCUUUUCCCUGGCUUUGCGCCCUGGGGACGAGGUUGAAGAAAUCUCUGAAGUGCCUCGUGGAAACAUCUUUUAUGCAAAAAAUGAGAGCAGACUGAGCUUAGGACUCGUGCCUCCGAAACCUCUUUUCCGACUCUUGUGUGAUGGGGCAUAAACCGCGUGUUUACAUCGUUUCCAUGAUAAUUUUGCAGACUGGUGACUUACCUGUGGGUAGGCUAGUGCCCAUACUACCCUCGGUAUCAACAUUGAGAAUUUUUAUACUGUAUUAAGAAGAAGAAAUUCAUACCCUAGAAACAGUUUACGCAAUAUUCAGGUACAUGUAUGUACUUUUUUGUUUUUGCUUUAUUUGAGGUUCCGUGACCUGUGGGUUCCCUGGGGUCCAUGAAUUAGAAAUGCCGGUUAGCCUCUUUCUGAGGCAAGGUUUUACGCGAUGUCUAGGCGGUGGUUCCAGCUUUGGAGAUCACAUUCUGUUUAAUUUUGCAUAUUUCAAGCCUUCAUGGAGUUCCAAACUAAGAAACAGGAAAAAAAGUGACAACGAAGUACUAUUGGCCUAUUUCCGGUUUUUUCCCUUUCCGUUCUAGCAAAACAGUUCACUGUAGUCAUUAAAUGACUAAACAUGUAACUAAUUAUCACCUUAUUUUCAGACUGGCGUUCCCCAAGACAGAGGUCCUCUAUGUCAAACACAAGCUUGGCUUCUCACGUAUUUUGGUAACUGAAAUGUUAACUCUUGAAAUAUACACAAAAUCGCCUUUUUAAAGGACAUACUGUAUAACACAUGUACAGUCACUUAACGCAAUUAACAUUAGAGUUCGAUGUUUUUUUCGCAUUUAGUCCAGCAGAAUGAUGAAGCAUCAAAUUUGGCACAAUGAUAGUUUAUGACAUAGUGAAGAAUAUUAGAUAUAGACCACAUCGAGAUCCAUCCCAUAAUUCCAAAUACAGUAGAUUUCAUUUCUUACACCAGGAUUCCAAUAAAUGGCAAUGGAGAUAGCUAUAGAUAAUUCUAACAUGACUCCGAGGUUUUAGGGUCAAAAUUGCAAAUUUUCCACGACUCCAUUGCCUCACAAUUCCCAGAAGAGACUUGAGCCAAAGAGAUCAAACCAUGGAGACAAAUGGCCAGAAAGCUUCGGAGUCAUGUUAGAAUUUUCAUAUAUCGAAAGUGGGCUAUUCACACUAUAGAGCGUUUUCACUCACGUGGCCACCAUCUUUGCAAAUUUAUUAGAACAAAGAAUUUGAAAGGAUUUGUUUGCAACACCGACAUGGCCGCCGUUUCAUUGUUUUGGAGCACCAAUACAUCAGCCGUAACGUCAUGUGAAAAUGAUUUAUAUCAGCUUCAUAACAUUGAAAAAAAAAAUGCAAAACGUUCUUAGCAUAUAAGUUGUAUCUAAGUCAUCUAAGCGGUAGCUGUCAGGUUUUUUGCCCGUUUUAUUUAUUGUCCCUAGUGCUUGGAGUUUUGUUUUGGGUUUGCUGUAUUACUUUCAACAUCUGGAGAGCUACAAGAGGAGACCGAGCCAAGCGACUGGAGAGGUCAGUCAGUGACUCCUUCUUAAACGUAAGCAAAGGAAGCAUUUAUAAACCGAAUUUUUCUUUACAUUACCUUUUCAUAGGUACUAUCAUAUGAUCUCCUGGGGCGUUCCGCUAAUUUUCGCCAGUCUUCCAUUUAGUCAAGACGUUUACGGACCAGCAGGGCCCUGGUGGUGAGUGGAGGAAUAUUCCGACUUAAACUCUGAGAAAAGGUGUUUUCAAUUUGUACAGAACACCUGAUUCCGGAGGAGCAUGAAUAGUUAGAUGUAUUGCCGAGGAAUAUGAACUCGUAAAAUGGCAACAUUUCGUGAGGUCUGAUCCAUGGCUCAAAAUUUCCCAAAUUUUCUUCGAACUGGCUAGAGUAGACUUAUUGCGUCCGGAAAUAGAUUUUCUGAUCUCUUGGCAGUCAACAUCACUCUGUCAAGCCAAUCGAAUUGAAAGGAAUUAUCUAUUGUAUAUAGUUGAUUGCUUUCCUCCGGGUACUGAAUGACAACUACGUUUCUUGGUGUUUGUUUCGCUUUCAGACCCUGUCCACAUGAAUCCGGGUGGAGAGGGGGUGGGGGGGUUGGCUGAAAGUGUAUACUUGAGUGAAUAAAAUAAAACAGACCCGGUUUCAAUCAUGAUAGUCUACACGACUUCGCAAAUCCUUCGAAUCCAAAAAAAGAAACACUGUGGAGAGUGCUUUCAAAAACGUGUGGUUUGGGUCGGCGGAUUCGAUGCUUUCGUGUGAAGGGAAGGUAAAUUCGUGCAACCAAAAUGUGGAGCGAAUAUUUGGUAACCGCAUAUUUUUUUUAGCACAAACCGGCCUUUCGUUCACAUGAAACCAGUUACUGAUUGGCUCAUAGAAACAGCAUCUUUUAGUAACCGCUUUCCAGAUUAGAUUAAGACACCUCCAACACGAAUCCAAGCGUGAAUGUACGGUUUCAAAAAUGUCCAGAUUAGUGUGGACAGAGUUGGACAGGGACUUAGUCAUGAUUUUGCUUUUUAUCAAUGACAAUAUUUACCGACAAUAAACAAGCAAAUAAUCGAUAACAACUGUUAUGUUUUGCAUUUUUGUCCUUCCACUUCUCGUUGAUGUCUUGUUACAUUAAGCAAGUUCUCUAACAAAGUUUGUAGCAAUUUUGUUGCACCAUAAGUAAUGCGCAGCAAGUUGCACGACGAGAUGUUGGCAAACCACAUGAUGUAUCCAACGCUGGUGCAACGAAAAAGUUGCAAAAAAAAUGCUCGUUCAGGGGAUGGUACACUACAAGGCAAUUCCUCUUGCAACAUGAUAAAAACUGAAAACUUGAUACAGUACCUUAAUAAAUGUGCUUUCUCUUUAUAGUUGGAUUGCAGGCGAUGUUGAGAACAGCGCCAUUUGGAGGAUGGCAACGUAAGUUAAUAAUACGACUUUUAAAAGUGAAUUCAAUCACUUGCCAAUGGAGAUUUAUUUAAUUAUCUAUUUAUUUAUUUAUUCAUUUAUUUAUCUACCAUCAAGAAAAGGCAAAAAAAAGUUCCUGGUGGCAGGGCAGCCUAAGGAAAAAAACACUGGAUUUAUUGAUUAUACUCAGACUGCCCAUUUACGAAAGAUGGAAAAUAUAGACUGAGGUUAAUUAUAAGUCAAGCAACACGUACAGCAAAAUACUCGGUUUUUGGCUUAUCAGAAAGGUUACGGGUUUUAGUGAAAGUGUCAUUCAGUCACGUGAAGAAGGCUGGAUCAUAUGGAAAAUUUAUCAAACAGAUAAUCAGGUCAUCAGUAACAUUUCAGAAUUGGCAUCUAAGACAUUUGUGAUCUUCAGAUUUGUUUACGUUUCCCAGGUACUAUAUUCCUUUGUUCAUUUGCAUCAUUGGUCUUUUCACUGUCUGCAUGUUCAUUCUUAUCACACAUCGACGGCAGGUGAGUGUGAAAGUAUCUACAGUAAAAUUCUUUCGUGGCAUUAAGUUUAAAAAAAGAACAAUUCAAUCAUGAGAGAUCACGUACUGAGAAAGGGUAGAAUUAGGGAGAUAAUGAUAUGACAUCACUACCUCCGAUCAAACAAUCUGCUUUUUAGCGUCUACUGUAGUGUUGGGUGUUCAUGAUCAUCAGACACAGCAAGUGCUAUAUAUUUAUGGUUUAUUUUAAGUUUCUUUUGCAUUUCAGUAGGUACUGUUGUACUGUGAAUCUCGGACACCUCUUAACGUAAAUCCUCCAUUAAGCCCCCAGGGGGCUUAUUUAUUUCAAAUACACUUGAGGGCGAGCUUAGUAGAGACGCGGGGGGCUUAUCUAAGUUAGCAAAGACGAUAGAAUCAGUUUUCCGUAAAGAACUAUAAUAGAAAGAAGAAAGGCCCAAGUACAAGAAGUUGGAGGUCAUGCAGCCGUAGCCUACGUGUAGCCGCACCCUUCCCCCGACAAAGGAAAGGCGGAGAGAGGGAGCUCGUCUGCAGCCAAGGAUCAAAAACAACUCCGACCUUUUGGUAAUUAAACCAUCCCGGAUCAGUCCACAUGAAGUUUUACAGUCGUGAUUGGUUGAUACAGUCUUGACUAUCAUUUAUUUUCGUGAAGAAUAAUAAGGGGGAGGGGAGCGGAGGGGGGCCUCAAAGAGAAGGGGCUUAUUUACUUUCUUCCCCUAGAAAGGGAGCACUUAGUACAGAGAGGGGGCUUAUUUGAGAGAGACGGGGGGGGGGAAGGUCUUAAGAGAGGGUUUGCGGUAAGUAAUAAGGAUUCCGUAUAUAAACCAUUAAAUUGGCUCAACUUUGGCUUAGACUAUAGAAGCUCGCCUAUUUUAUAUUUAGGCACAACGCUGGCAGGGUGUCUACAGCGGAAAUAAUGCCACAGAACAUCAACAGAGACAGGUUUGUUCAGAGUUUGUGGGAUUGUUGUUGUUUUAACAGGGGGCGUAGCUACCUCUACUGCGCAUAUACGCAGUCGUACCACCUGCUUCCUCGAAAAAAUGUCCAAGAUUAAUAAAGAAAACAAAAAACAAAAUAAAUAUAUAACAGACGGAAAAUGAGUCAUGGCAAGAAUAGCCAGCCAGAUAGGCGUUAUUUUCUAGUGCCUUGUGUUUGACUAACUUCAUGUGGUAAAUUCCAUAUACCGAAACAGCACAUAGUAUGUUCACAGACAUUCCAAUCUGCGUGCUCCUUGAAAUGGAUGGGAGUGUGGUGUGACACAAUUUUAAAAGACCAUGUAGAGGUCUCAAGAGCAUUGGCCUAGCUUAGUCACCUUUUCUUAGGUCCACACUCCCUAGUUACUGUUAAUGCUCUUCUACUAUAGAAUUCUACAGUAUGUUGCACGUAACUGUUAGGAUCUUACAGGUAACUAAGGUGUUGUUAUUCUACUUUAGUUAUGGAUGAGAGAUGUUAAAUCAUUGAUGGCAUAUCCAGUUAUCUACUUUCUUCUGUCCCUUGCUCCUUUUAUCCACAGGUACGUUACGUCAAAUUGCGAAAUGAACAUAGUUUGCAGCGUAAUGGUGCCAAAUCGCGUAUUUUACCUUGACAGGGCCUAACUAGGAACAUCCCCAACCCGUUGGACUUUUACGUUUGUGGUUAAGAGCUGGAAAAGUUUUUAGGAUGGCUAGUUUUUAUUAAAAGGGAGCCCUUGUCAUUACUGUGACUAAUUUCACUGUUACGACUGAGGGCCUUAGUUUUUAAUCGGGACGGGGGGAUUUACAAUCAAUCAUUUAUUUUAACACGUUACGUCGAGAAGCUAAAAAACGUGUAUAAAUAAAAUCUAUAAUAAUUACAGAUAUACUAUGAUAUUAUUCCAUUUUAAAAACAGCUCAAGAAAUAUAUAAAAACUUAGCAAUAAAAACAUAAAAUAUAAAAAGCUAACUAUAUACUAAAAACGUUAAAGGAAAACAAUAAAGCUACAACCUUGCAAUUCACUUUUGAAGUCAUUUGCAUCACUUGAAAGACGUUCUUGAAAGGGCAAACUGUUCCAUAACGUAGAUAAAUAAGUGAAAGAACUCUUUUUAUAUUAAGAUUAAAAUUAGGUAAUUCCAAAUUCAAGCCCUCGCCUCUUAGCCCAUACUGUGUAUGCCUGUAUUGAAGGCUUCCAAUAUAAGUAGGUCCCGUACCACUUAAGCUUUUAUGGUAGUUUGCUUUGUCUGUGUCAGUCGGUUGCAUUUUUAGAGUCUCACUCUGCUAAACCAAGCUCGACUAAAAAGGCAUCCAGGCCAUGAAAACCAGCCAUUGAAUAGCCUGCGUUGCAGUCGGCCCACGCACUCGUCUAAACCAUUUGUAUAGUCCAUACACAGAAGGUUUAGAGCGUCGACGACGCAGGCAUGCAACCAUUGAACUACAAAAACGAUUAUGGAAAAACUCUAAAACAGAACAGAUUACUUGCCCAGCCCUUCUCUCUUUUAAAAAGCGUUGCUUUCCAAAUUUUAUCACUGACUUUCACAAUUCACCAAUGCCAUAAUUUUAAAAGUUAUAAAUUACAAAGCUGGAAAGUAGUUAAAAUAUUUCGCGACGAUGCGAAAUCGCAAAGAAAGACAACAACUAAGUUUCUAGAAAAACUUAACUAUGUUCCAACUGCCAACGAAACCAAUAGAACCAUUUCUCUGUCAAAAUUAAAUUCCUGAAUGAAAGGCAUAAGAGAUCUGAUCAAGUUCUCGUAAAAACUGGGCCUCUGCAAGUAGUAAACAAGCUGCACAAUUAAGCAAUAGACCACACUUUCUAUGGGUUUACCGGUGUCCGGUCGUUUUGCUAGCCCCUGUAAAGCGCCUUGAACAUAGGAUAAGAGCGCUAUAGAAAUAAAGUUAUUGUUAUUUAAGUCGUUUCGUUGCGUAAUGAAGUUGAUCCGCGGCAAAGUUAUAAAGUCCGCUUUCGCUGCAUCAUGAAGUUGAUUUGCUGCAAAAUACUGUUUUCGUUUCGUUGCAUACUAGAGUAAAUUUCCUUCAAAUAAAAGUCAAGUUUCUUCAUGCCUUGAUUUUAUGUGGAUGAUAUUUUCGUGGAAUCCUUCUUCCAAAAUCUUUUUUCUUGCCGUAGUUUCAGACUUCGGUCAGAAAAUGCACAGUGCGGGUACUAGAAACAAACCCAACGACUUUAACUUAAAUCAUGACCUAUAAACACUUUUUUAAAAAUAUUUUAUUGAAAGUAAAACACAAAGAAGAAAAAAAUUACACGGAAUAAAUAAAUAAAUAAAUAAAAAGAAAAACACUUAUCUAGUUAUAGAUAUUACUACCCAUCUACCCAUAACAACAAAAAUCGCUUGAACCAAAGGAAAAUCUGCCGAUAUCUCGGCGAAAACAAAUGGCCACCUAUAAAUGCUCCAAGGUUUGCUGGUGUUUAUUUGCUGGUGAUUAUUAACUCAAGGAAAUGGCAUUUAACUCGCUAGUAUUAUCCGUUUGUUUGACAUCAACGGAUGAUUCGAACCCAUGGCCUCUGUUAUAGUGCUGCAGUGCUCUACCAACUGAGCUAUGAAGACCCGUACAUUUGUACGUAAUUUAUUUAGUUUCUUCUUUUUUUGUAAAGCACUUGUAGAAUAACGGCGCGCAUAGCUUUAAAUAGGCUGAUCAUAUGUAGUGAUUGUAUAAUUGCAUUUGUGCUUAGGUGUUUAGUUGGUGUGUGCAUGUGUGAUAUGUGAUAAUUAUUGUAGUUAUUGUAAUUGUUGUACUUUGGAAUAGAUGAAAUAAAUAAAUAAAAAUGUGGGGUUUGUCACGCGUCCCUGCCCCACGAACGUCUGCUGAACCGAAAGAUAAAUUCGUUUCCCAUUGUUCACAAAUGUCAGCUGGAGAAGAAAGCACGUGGUAAUCCACUGCGCAUUCUAAAUCUUCCAUUCCAGCAUAGCCACAAUUCCUUGCGAAUCUACUGCGCAUCCUAAAUCUUCCAUUCGCACUUAACCACAAUUCCUUGCGUUUGGUAAGAAAAAGUGAUUGAAUGCCCCUAUAAUGCAAUUUUUUGCCCAUUAGAGAGUUGCCUCGUUCGCUCGCUUCAGGCAGCAAUGAGCAGAACCUGCUCAGUUGUUUUACAUCUGAAAAAAUCAAGACAUUCUGCUCUUGUAGGACAGGGACGAAAACGCAGGCCCAGUCUAGCGUCACAACACUUCUCUCUCAGAUUGACUCUGUAUUGACUCUCCCUCAGUUUGACCACUGCUAGUGACAAACAUCAUGGGUUUUGGGAGUGAGUAGGGAGGGUAUCUCGCUAAGCAGUUGUACCUCAUGAAAAAUAAAAACCGAUAUUUUUUCUCUCUUCCAGAGUUUACAACAUUUUUUCGUCUAAGCCAAACUUCACUCUCAUUCUUCUUCACGUUAUUUCUAUUCCAUUAACAGGUAAGUUAAAAUGCUACGGAUUUGCAGUUAAACGGUGAACAGUGUUCUCAGUAGAGGGGAAUGAUGGUAAGUUACAAUUAACUAUCUCAAGAGGAAGUUGGGACCAGCAGCAUGUCAGCGUCUUGGAGAGGUUUCUACCUUAUACAGAGUUAAGGAAUGGAAAAAAAUAGCAGUCUUGUUAACAAAGGUUGCCGUUGGAAGAGAGAGAGAGAGUUGAAAGAACCCGUAAAUACUUCGCUUCGGCAAUUUAGUUCACUUUGAAAUCGGCUCGACGUUCCGUGGAUGUUCACAUUAAGGUGAUGUUAAACGAGACGAUUCGCAACGACGAUUUUUAGCGCAACACAGCCUUGCAACAUUGUAGCGACAUUGUUUCGAGCAGUUGUAACAUUGUUCCAAUAUUGCGACGCUGUGUUGCGUUAAAAAUCGUCGUUACGAAUCGUCCCGUGUAACAUCACCUUUAGGGAGAUUAAGAGUCACGUUUACGGCAAACAGCAAACGUCAGAUUCAAGUUGAGAAUUUCCCAGAAUAGAAAAUAAGCAGAUAAAAUUCAAUUCUUAUUAUUCUUCUUAUGGAUAAAACUGGCUUCUUUGUAGAAGUAAUAAACAGUAAACUACAAUUAAGGGGGAAAACUAGUAGGUCACGUGGUACAAAUUCACGUUUGUCGUUUGGCGGAAACGUGAAUCUUAAUCUAUUGCUUUAUUUCGCCCUCAGAGGUAUUUGUAGACUUUUGCCGUACGUUGAAGAUAUUUUAUUGUUUUCUUUAAUUUAGGUCUAAUUAAUGCCUUUGCAUUUGGCUGGAACAAAGAAACACUGAGAAGACUUAACAGGGAUAAUUUUAAGGUAAAGCCGACCAUUGAAGCUCUUUCUUAUUAUUUUUUUCUUUUGACCAGCUUUUGUCAAGUCUCCACUCGAUCAACUCGGGUGUUUGAUAGGUAGGUGUACCUUCUCAGAGGAGAAACAUUCAUAUCACAGGCAUCAUCGCAACGACUUUAUCAUUUCUGUGCAGUAUGUGUGUGUUACUUAGACCAUCCGUUCACUGCAUGUUUUUGCAUGUCUUUUGUUUAGAUCCUCUAUAAAAAAUGAAAUCAGGAAAUUUCACGUCGUAGUCGUGUAGUCACGGCAACAAAGCGUGCGAGAAAGAGUGAUGCGCCUGCAGACUUAAUGUUUUGCAUAUUAAACCAAUCGUUAUUUUUUGGGCGUUCUCGUCAUUGCCCUGAUCUGAUCUCAUCAUCGCCCUGAUCGUCUUGUUUUCCCAUCUUAAAAGCUCUCCAUUAUCUCCAGUUCUGCACUGCUCAGCUGAGCCACCGCGCUGCUUAACUGUACGUCCCUUUUUCUACCGAUAUCAGUACGAUUGACGUCAAUAGCUGGUUAAUAAGAAUUGACUGAGGGUUUUAAGCCAGUCAGGAACGAAGAAAUAUUUUGAACAAGUUGGUUAUUUCGGACACGAUACAGAAUGAAAUGAUGAUAAUGAUAUUUAUAAAGAUUUAGCCAGGGCUAAAAGCGAAGCUCUCGUUACUAUACUUACAAUUUACUCACACAAAAAUAAAAUCGUGUACUUCUUAACGGCGACGGCAUUGAGAACGACAAAACAAAAACAACAAUACGUUCAAUUAGCAAAAAACAACUUUGAACAUGCAGCACACUUUUUUGUACAUUUCUUUGCCGUUGUUGCUGCACGACGGCAACGUGAAUCUUUCUAGUUACACCUUUUAUGGGGGAAAUGUUUUAUUGCUGCUUGUGUUCCUGUUCGCUUUCGUUUUCACUGCCGCUCAUUUUCACCUUAAUGGCCGCUAACAUUUCUCAUUUCCUCACCACCGCUAUAAAAUUUUCAUGUGUUUCUAGCGAAAUUCGUCUCCUUUGUUUUUGUCUCUCGCUCGAGCUUUUUCUCCGUUAUCUAUGUCGGCCUAGGCAUUAAAACUUAGUCGAAAAAGAGACUCCGCUGUGUUGUUGUUUUUUCUCGUCCUGGUGGCCAAAGUCUGUCAUCAAACACAGGUUGCGGUCUCCACUCAAAGUGAAAAAGGUCAUUUCACAUUGGUUAUCCUGUGGCGCGGACGUGACCACCAAAAUUUCUCGGAGCCUCGCUGAGUAGAACUCCGCUAGCAAUGAUAAUAGUUGUACUAAUAUUAUUGAUAAUAAUAAUAAUAAUAAUAAUAAUGAUAUUGAUAAGAAUAAUAAUUGUUGGUUUUCACAUGAUGUCACUAAAAUUCAAAAUUCAAAACUAUCUAAUAUCCUACUAAGAUGUUACUUUCAUGAUGUAUUAGAGGAGCUGAAAACUAAUUUUCCUUAACAUUUUCGCUUCGAAAGUGUUCUUGGUUUUGUGAUAGAGGACGCUUGAAUUUCUAAGCUUUUCGGUGACGCGGCAUUAACAUGACGGCCGAUAGAGCUGUCAUGUAGCAGGGGCACCCAACGACGAUUUCCUCCUGAAUGCAUUAAAAACACUUUUUAGGUUUUCCAGAGUACUUUCAGACCUCUAGAAAUACAUUCUAAGCGGCGCUGUAAAAUUUAUAUCUGCUCGGUCAUCCUAGUCUUUUCGAAAUUACAAGGGCCCUAGUAUUAUUUUUUCGAAAAUAUUCGAGUCAAUUUAACGUAUUACGAGUGUGAGAAUUUUUCUGAUUUCUCUCUUCAUCAUAUUUCAAUCCAAAAAUUUUAGGUUUCCCGUUUUCUACGAAAAAUAGCCUAACCUAUGGAGUGAAUUGUGAAAAAUUAAACUUAAAAUCGUAGGGAAUAUAAGCUUCGUAAAUUGUGCUUGAAUGGAACGGCCAUCUAGAAAUUUUUACCUGUCCUCAGUAAUAGAAAAUUCUAGGUAAUAUUUGCUUCUCCGAACAGAUAUUUUACAGAAAACAAUCGUUGGGUGCCCCCCAUGUAGGUUACCAAAGUGACUUCUUUCUUUGAAUUUUGUUAUCUGAACAGUUCAUGUGUAUAUUAUAACAACAACAACCCAGGCACUUGAUUAGGUUCAUUUACAGUGUAUAAUCUAUCAAUAUUCUUUGCUUAUAGGUGGCCUUGCAACAACAUUUCGCUUUUGGUAAUGCCAGAAUAGAGUUAUCAAUGGGAGAGCACAGACUUGGAGAACCCACGGAGGGAGUGCAACUCGAUACAAACGCCCUUCCUUUGAAAUACCAUAAUCCCGGAAUGGACAACGACAUUUAGCAAAUUUGGGUCUCGAGCUGGACUGCUGUUUUACCUUCUUUGAGCAUAAAAAUUAUUCUUUGAUAACAAUAAAUUACAAAUUCGGGAGACCUGAGGCAUCAGCAGGGUACGCUGUUAGGAAUCCGUUGGUCGUUUUUUGUUAGAAGCUGUUAGGAUUUCUCUGUACAAUUAGCAAUGUUGUAGACUACGUCAUAUCAGCACAUGACGUCAACAUGUAGGCGUUUUAACUGCCCCAGCGCAAGUUGCAUGCAUUCUACUCAGGUAUAAACUGCAAACAUUUCAGUUACGUGCUCCUAGAAUUCCUAGAGGUGCCAAUGGACCUUUUUACCGAUACGGCGGCCAUAUUGAGUUAAUUCAAUUUAAGGAGUAUUAUAGGAUGCCCAGGGGGCAUGAACACAUUUCGUUUGUAUUUUCGAGCUCUUUUCGGG